AUGUUUGUGAGAAACACUGCAUCCGUUGUACGUGGUACUUCCAGAAACUAUGCAACCUUGAGAGAAAUCGAAACCAGAUUGAAGUCUAUCAAGAACAUCGAAAAGAUCACCAAGACCAUGAAGAUCGUUGCUUCUACCAGAUUGUCCAAGGCUGAAAGAGCUAAGAACAGUGCUAAGGAGUAUGCCUUGGCCGAUGCUGCUUUCUACAAGAACGCAGAAACUGUUCCAUUGGAAGAUGCUGAAAAGAAAGAUUUGAUCAUUGCCAUCACUUCUGAUAAAGGUUUGUGUGGUUCUAUUCACUCUCAAUUGGCCAAGGCUGUUAGACUUCAAUUGAAGCAAACUCCAAACGCUGAUGUUGUUGCCAUCGGUGACAAGGUUAAGGGUCAAUUGCUAAGAACCAACUCUGACAACCUCAAGUUCGCUUUCAAUGGUGUUGGUAAGGAAGCUCCAACUUUUGAAGAAACUUCUUUGAUUGCUAACAAGAUCUUGGAAGGUGGUGCUUCCAAUUACAAGAAGGUUUCGAUCUUCUGGAACGACCCUAUCUCUUCUUUGUCCUUCGAACCUUCUAACAAGCCAGUCUUCAACGCUGCUGCCAUUGAACAAUCUCCUUCUUUCUCCAAGUUCGAAAUCGAUGCUGACAACAACGUUUCUCAAGAUUUGUUCGAAUUCACUUUAUCCAACGAAAUCUUGGCUGCCAUGGCUGAAGGUUAUGCUGCUGAAGUCUCUGCUAGAAGAAACGCUAUGGAUAACGCUUCCAAGAACGCCGGUGACAUGAUUAACAGUUACUCCAUCUUAUACAACAGAACCAGACAAGCCGUUAUCACCAACGAGUUGGUUGAUAUUAUUACUGGUGCUUCUUCUUUGGAUUAA
This is a messenger RNA of Kluyveromyces lactis, 870 nucleotides long. It is a transcript of the gene ATP3, whose product is annotated as F1F0 ATP synthase subunit gamma. The record is from RefSeq and is a predicted model, not a curated record. Gene Ontology annotation, molecular function: proton-transporting ATP synthase activity, rotational mechanism. Gene Ontology annotation, biological process: proton motive force-driven ATP synthesis. Lineage: Eukaryota; Fungi; Ascomycota; Saccharomycetes; Saccharomycetales; Saccharomycetaceae. The coding region runs from base 1 to 870 and encodes 289 amino acids. The transcript has a single exon.